UCCGCCCCGCCGGCCGCCCGGCUCCUCGCCGCCGCGCCUGCUGCAUGCUCGGUGCCGCCUCAGCCCCAGCCGGAGGUGGAAGAUGGCGGAGCCGGGGCCGGACUGCGGAACCCUGCUAGACGAGGCGCUCUCCUCCUUCGUCUUCAACUACCUCGCUGACAGCCAGUAUGAGGUGUCUGAUGAGGAGCAUCUCUACUCCGACUUCCCUGAGAUCGAUUUGUCCCAGCUGGAUGCCAGCGACUUCGACUCGGCCGGCUGCUUUGGCGAGCUGCAAUGGUGCGCAGAGCACUCUGAGACUGAGUCCAGCCAGUACAGCACCGAUGACUCUGAGCUCCUCCAGAUAAUAGACAGCGAGAAUGAAGCGCUGCUGGCGGCCCUCACCGAGACACUGGAUGAUAUGCAGGGAGAUGACGUGGGCCUGGCUGCCUUCCGAUCUAUGGAAGAGGGGGACACGCUCAACCAUGCCUACACCUCGCCUGCCCCCUCCCCCAAACCCACCGCCCUGGUCACGGGGGAGCCGCCCCCGGCCCCCGAGGUUGAUGAGCUGUCUCUACUGAAGAAAUUGCUCCUCUCUCCAUCGCCUCCGAGCUGUGAGGUGCAGAGGGAUGGGAGCGCCCGGCGCCCAGGGACACCCAAAUCCCGGCCAUCUCGACCCUACACAAAGGUGGAUGCUCCCCGGGACAGGCAGGCAGGCGCUCCGCAGAGCCGCAGCUGCACCGAGCUGCACCGGCACCUCACCUCCACCACCCCCUGCACCCAGACCAAAGCCCCCCGCGCACCCGAGCAGUGCCACAGCGGCCACCACUACCCACCCGUGGGUGACUGCGCCCAGCACGAGGACGACAGCGACUGCAGUGAGGACUCGCUCAGCUCCAGCGAUGCGGUGCCCUCUCCUUCCUCGGCGGAGGACGGCUCCGACGGACGGUUCUCCUGCGAAGGGGGGCUGCACUCGGUGGUGGAGCUCAUCCGCUACAUGCACACCUACUGCCUGCCGCCCAGGAAGCUGCCCGCCCGUGACGCUAUUGAUGCCAGGCCCCAGCCCUGCAGCAGCCCCUUCAAGAGAGCCAAAGCAGACUGUGCCCUGCAAGAGAGCCGGCCGGGCUGCGCCUGGCACGCGGCUGGGGCCUGCCAGAAGCCCGCAGCCUCCUUCUCCAUCCUGAAGGAGCUGCUGGCGCGGGACCUGCUGUGCGAUGUCAGCAAGCCCUACCGGCUGGGCAGGCCCGUGUACGCCUCCCUGGCCCGGCUGCCCCCCACCUGCUGCCCUGCAGUGCAGGCCCAGGACAGGGAGGAGGCCGGUGGAGCCUGCAAAUCCAGAGCCAAAGCGGUGCCAGAGAAAGCAGAGCCACGGCACAGCCCUGGGACUGAGAUGGAGGCGACGGGGGAGCCUGGCAGUGUGGAGGAGGAGGCCGGGAGGCGUGCGAGCACCCCAGGCACAGCUGCAGGGAAGGCGGCCCGCAGGCCCGAGAGCUCCGUUUAUGCCGUCCGACGGUCCAAGAGACUCAACCCUGAGCUGGGCCACUGGCUGUCCUUCCUCGACGAGUCGCCCCCCGACUCCUCUGUGCCCCAGGAGGCCGCAGCCAGUGGGGAGCCCGUGCCGUGCCCACCACUGGAGGCCUUCCCUGCUGAAGAGCCUGCGGCCGAAGUGGAGGUGGGCGGCACAGAAGAGGGAGAUGGCGGGAGCGCAGUGCUGCCAGCAGAGCCCCAGCCCCUCAUCCCGGCAUCCCCGGGGGAUGGUGAGAGCUGUGAAAGCCAGCGCUGUGCCCCCCAGCAGCAUGCAGAAACACCCCGGUGUCUCACGCUGUCCUUGGCGCAAACUGACUCUACUUUUGGGAAGAGAAACUCGGUGUCAAUGCUGACCAUGGAGCUGUGUGGUACAGCAGGUCUCACGCCACCCACCACUCCACCGUACAAGCCUGCUGAGGAGGAUCUGUACAAGCCAGACAUGCCCCCGGAGACAGGCAAGGAGGACAGCACAGUCCCCAGCUCCAGAACUGGCAGCACAGGGGACACGGCCACCUUUCAGAAAGCUACGAAGAAGCACCCUGAGAGGACAGAGCUCUUGGCUCACCUAAGCCGAGCUGCUGAUCAGUCAGGAGUGCUCAAGCGGCCCUUUUCACGCUCCUUUGGGGACCAUGACUACUGCCAGGUGCUGAAGCCUGAGGGCACCCUGCAAAGGAAGGUGCUCAAGUCCUGGGAGCCCUCAGGCCAGAUUGAGAUGGAACACAAGAGGAGGGUCCCAGACACACACUACCAGGGGCUGGACCUUGGCAGCAAGGAGGCAGGUGGCGAGAUGGUGUGGAAGGAUGGCAUCAAGCAGCUGAGAGAUCAGGACAUCAGAGCCAGUUUAACAAAGCACUUUGGUGUCCCGGACAGUCCUGUUGACGAUGAGGACAUGGCUUUCUGCAAGACCCCGGAGUAUGACACUGUUUUUGACGACAGCUGUAGUGAAAGUGGCUCCCUGGUAGAGGAGGAGGAGGAGGAGGAAGACGAAGAGGAGGAGGAGGAGCACUGCGGCAGCCCAUUGGACACCAAGCUGUGCCUGCGGAGAAAUCCCCUCUCCAGGACCAGUUUGCAUUAUUGCUCCCGGAGCAGGUCCAGCUCGGGGUCUUCGUGCUGCCGGUCCCGAUCCCCCACAAGCAGAUGCACUUUCAGGUGUAAGAACAAUGAGCGGUGUCAGGGUGGCAGCAGGAGCCGGGGCCAGCUUGAGAAGAAACAGGAAAAGGCCAUCUAUCCGUCGGCAGCAGUGGAGGUGUGGGUUGGAAGCCUGAGACCUGUGGCUUGGUGCUGGCAGGGGGAAGGCCGGGUGGUGUACAUCAGGAACCUCUCCAGCAACAUGAGCUCCAGCGAACUGAAGAAACGCUUCGAGGUGUUCGGUGAGAUCGUGGAGUGCCAAGUCCUGUCCAGGACUAACAGAGGGGAUAAAUACGGCUUCAUCACCUACCGGUAUUCAGAGCACGCCGCCUUAUCUCUGAAGAACGGCACCUCGCUAAGGAAGAGGAACGAGCCUUCCUUCCAGCUCAGCUCUGGUAGCCUUGGGAACUUCUUCUGGACCAGAUACACUGACUUAGAUUGCAGCGUGGAGGAGUCCUCCCCGGCGCCGGUGAAGAGCAAGUAUGAGACCAUGGAUUUUGACAGCUUGCUGCAGGAGGCCCAGCUAAGCCUGCAUCGGUAACAGCCUUAACCUUGGAGGAAUACCUCAAUACCUCAGUCAAGGCACUUCCAAUAUGUUUACGUUUUCAAAGAAAUUAUUCAGUCUAUGACAAGCGAGAGAGAGCGAGAGAGCGAGAGCACGCACGCGCGAGAGAGAGACUGCUGUCCCUUUCAAUUGAUGUUUACAUUGAACAAAGCUGCUUCUGUCUGUGAGUCCCCAUGGUGUUGAUGUCUCACUGCCACACAAUAGUCGCCCCGCUUCUGACUGGUUGUUUUUGGGUGAGCCUAGGAGCCCCCGGCCCCUCUCCCCCGGCUCCCGCCGUGGAGUUGCAGCUGUGUUCACCAUAACAUUUUUUGUCCGUAGUGUGUGAUGAUGAAAUUGUUAAUUGUGAAUAGAAUCAGGAUUAUAAACUAAUUUUUAAUAGAAGAAGAAAAAAGAAGUAUAUACUUAAAGAUGUAUUUAUGGCUCAGAUGUACUGUAAUUCAGAUUUAUUGUACCGCUUCCUUGAUUUUUAACUAUGCACUGUAAUGAGGCACUUGCCACUGAGCAAAUGGGGGUCAGAGCAGAGCCCCAGAGCCAGCGUUUGCCCUCUGCCACGAGGCCGCCCGCCUCCCCGCCGGGUCACCACUUUGCUGUCAAAGCCAUUCUCCUCAUUGGGGCCGAGCCCCGGCCCCCGGCUGCCGAGAGGGGCCACGGUGUGGGCAUGAAGGGAAGGCUGGUGAAGGAGUGGCACGACCACCUCCGGGCAUCCCUGCUCCAGCCUGCCGUGUGCAGGGCACGGCAGCUCCAUGUCUUUGCCCGCCGACACGCUGCCCAUUCUGCAGCCGGUGCCCGAUAAGCCAUACACCCACCCAGCACCCUGUUGGUGAGCCGGAUCCGUGCCCACCACCGGCGCGCUCCGUGCUGCUGCCUCCGUGCCCAGCAGCGUGAAGGAAGCGUGGCAGCUUUGCUGAGUCUGUGGGUCCUGGCUGGCCUGCCGCUGCGUGCUCCAACCCCUGCCUUUUGCCAGGGGCCCGGGCCGCCCGGCACCACUGGAUAUAAGGCAUGCUCAAGCAGCGUCCCCAUGAAAUUUGCUUGCAAACUUGUUCCCCACCUCUGGGAAAGGUGGGAGCGGGAGAGACCCCAGCCUUGGUUGGAGGGAUCCCAACCGAGAGCAGGCCAGGGGGAAAGGAAAUCUCCCUGGCUCCUCAAGCCAUCUCCAUCACCCUCGUUUGCUUUCUGGACACAGAGACCAUUAGGGAUUUAGCCAUUCUUUGUAGAUAGAAUAUAUAGCCUUAACUCUGCCAAUAGAUAGAUUAGAGUCUUCUGGGGUCUCCCUGGAACGCGACUUAGGGUUUUUAUUCUCAUUUCCUCAGUGUGGAUGCCAUUUCAUCUUGCAGGCAGUAUUACCAAAGCCCCCAAAACUGCAGGAGGUUCGGUUCCAGGAGCACUGCCUUGCCGACACAGCCUGCGGCUCCAACCCAGGCCUGUCCCUGACAGAAGGGCUGCCAGCAGCCAUGCGACAGCACCAGUAAGGCAGUGACACAGCUCCACUGGUUCCCACACCUGACACCAGAGCCGGCCGUGUCCUUGUGCCACUUGGCUCUAAGCCCAGAGCAAGGGCAGAGGUCUCUCCUGCCACAGGCUGUCCCCAUCCUAUCCCCAACCCAGCAUACACGAGUAACCCUGGCCGAGACUGAGCAUCUGCUAUUGGCAAUUGCCUCAUUGUAGCUUUGCCUUUUUCUGUCCUAGUAUUUCCUCACAACAAUGAUGUUUACAUGUGAUUGCUAUAGAGCUUAUGUAGAAUGUAUAUAGCGACACAUUUAGGGUGGGUAGUACUGUCCUGUGCUGUGCUGAUGUUUUUCAGAAAACGAUCAAUCCAAAAAAAAGAGAAAAACAAAAAAAAAGGCCAAGUGGAAUUCUUCCAUCUCCUCCUUGCUCAGCCAUGGGAGCGAGCCCUGGGCUGCUCUCAGCUGGAGGAUGCAUCAAGCCUGGCAGAGGGGAAGGGUAAGCACGGUGGGGCUGCUGGGUCCUCGAGGACCCCACUGGGGCAGCCUCCAGGUGCAUUGCCAGCCUUGGUUUCUGUGAGCCCCCAAAAACAUCCAAAAUUUGAUGUUGCUUUCCUGCGGCUUCCCGUGCCAUCGCAGCACUUCUGCACAGAAGCACGGUGCUCCCUGCAAAUGGGAACUUUGUAACGCACAGAGCCAAUCAGUACUGCAGUCGUAGGAUAGGAAGAGAUGCAAUAAGUGGUCUUUGUGUUGCCUGAAGCCUAUAAGUGGAUUUUUUGUUGAGGUUUGGGGGUUUUCGGUUCUUUUUCCCCCUCCCUUGAAUUUGGACGGCUCAUUGUCCCUCUCCCCUUGAGAAUCGUCUCCUGCACUGAUGCAAUACGCACACAGGUGCUCAGGCACCCUCCUCGCCAGCCCCCAUGCCUCCCCCCAGGUUAGGAUUUGGUGAGCGCAGAGCGUUUCAGCCUGAGAAGCACAGGUGUGGCUGCCUGCCGGCUGGGUUUAGAAUCUCUCAAGCAGGGGUAGUGGUGAAAAAUAAGUUUCCACUGGAGUUUUAUUUUUUUAAUGGAAAGGUUUUGUUUGCUCACAGCGCCCAGGGGUGAGGAGGGGCCAAAGAGAGCUCGCUCCAUUCAGGGACUGAGGCUGCUCUGGGUGCAGGGAAGGGCCCUCGCGCCCCUCACCGCUGGGGCACAGCCCAGAGAAACUGGGAGCAAAGGGUAUAUUAAGGUAGGCAAUAAGUAAGGAGGAGAUUUAUUUUUCUAAGAAGUAUAUAGCUCUAGAAUGUCCCCUGAUAGCUGCCUGUGAGUACUGUGGGGAGAUACUAAACGUGAAGAGUUUGAUGAUGAAAUGCCGUUUCGCUUUUUUUGCACAGAUCUGCCCCGUAAAAUCUGGCUGUUCAGGAUGGGAUACCAGGUUUCCUGGCUGGAAUCCAGCAGGUUCCUGGGGCUCCAUAGGAGAGGAGCCGAUGUUUCUGAGUCUGGGCUGAAUGCAGAGGACAAUCCCAGGUGUUAGGUUUGAUGCUGCCCCAAAGAUGAGGUUCACCCUGACUCCUUGUCAGCACAGCUCGCUGGGUUGCGCGCCCUCCCCACAGGAGCAGCAGCUCAGGCGCUGCGUUGCAGGCCGAGGGUCUGACUUCAGCGCUGGUCCAUGCGGAGCUGCAUUACAGACCAGCGUUUGGAUCGUUUUGAAUCGUAUUCUUUCUUUUUGGCACUGUGCUGAAUGACGAACUCCAUCGUUGUUCGUAGCUGAGCCCUGAAGCCCCUUCUGUUCUAUCUCCAUCUGUCCCAGCAAUCUCAAGCAAUAUGAACCAAACUCAGCCUUCGGGCUCCAUUCCUCAUCCCCGGAGCCGUCGCAGCGCGGCACCGCCAACACCGCGUGGCCGGGGGCCGAAUGCAUGUGAGAGAGAGGAAGGUGAAAGCGAUGCAUUUCUCAAGAAAGGUGUAAGAAUUUCACCUAAAAAGGGGCACAUCUGCUUUGUUAUUUAUAAUAAAAGCUAAUUUUUUUUUUUUAAUUAACUAAAAGGACACUGCUGAUAAUUAUUAGGGGCCAGUUCUGCCCCCUUCCUCGUGCUGAGUAAGUACUGCUUAACUCUGUGAUUUUCUGCUUGCAGAGUAAGUCGGAGUGGCAGAGUUGAUCCCUGUGUGAUUAAGAAUCAAGUUUUUAGUCUGAUUUUUUUUAAUUGGUAGCGGUUUUUUAUAUUUCACUUUUUUGUUCCCCCCCUCCCAGUUCCGUUCCGUUGUGUCCUUAUUUAUGUAAUAUACUUUAACCUUAAAAGAUGGCAUGGAUUCCUAUGCCUUUCCUUUAUUAUUAUUAUUGUUAUUAUUUUUAAACAGAGAUUUAUUUCUAGUGUGAUUUAACUGUCUACCUUCUAAAACGAGAGAACGUUUUCUUGUAUUUUUACAUUGUCAGAUUCUAUAGUUUCAUAGAUAAUUUAACCAAAUCGCUCGAUGUAUUAUCUAUAUCUAUCCAGUGGGUAUAAAAGUUCUAUUUUAAAUUGUGUAAAUACUUCAGAACUGGCUUCUUUUUCCAGACUCCCCUGCCGCGGAGUUACUUGUUUACAUCACAAAGACUGUAGAAUCUCUACGCUCAUGUACUGUAAAUAGUGAAGUGAUCUGCCUAUAAAUAAACGAUAACAUAUAUACUACAAACUGGGAAACAAA
Molecule: messenger RNA, 7295 nt
Organism: Tympanuchus pallidicinctus (lesser prairie-chicken)
Lineage: Eukaryota; Metazoa; Chordata; Aves; Galliformes; Phasianidae
Gene: PPARGC1B
Product: PPARG coactivator 1 beta
Exons: 12
Coding region: 83-3172 (1029 amino acids)
Biological process (GO): positive regulation of transcription by RNA polymerase II
Cellular component (GO): nucleus
Molecular function (GO): transcription factor binding; RNA binding
Source: RefSeq, a predicted model, not a curated record